Molecule: messenger RNA, 1043 nt
Organism: Leptomonas pyrrhocoris
Lineage: Eukaryota; Euglenozoa; Kinetoplastea; Trypanosomatida; Trypanosomatidae
Exons: 1
Coding region: 129-1043 (304 amino acids)
Source: RefSeq, a predicted model, not a curated record
AGAGGACAGAAAUCUGCGUUACACGGCCUUUUCAUUUCGCUAGUUGCGCACUAAGCCCUCCUCUUUGUGUGUGUGUGUGUGUGUGAAAUUCUAUAGGAACGGAAGCACAGAAGGGCACACGCAGAGACAUGCGCGCCACAACGAGCUUCUACUGUGCCAACCUGCGCACGUUGGGGCUGGACGGCACCCGUCCGCACACCGCCGCGGAAAUCAAGGCUGCCUUCGUCGAGAAGGCAAAAUCGACCCACCCGGAUGCCGGCGGCGACCCCGCCCGCUUCCGUCAGCUGAAGGACGCCUACGAUGCGCUGCGCGGUCGCGGUGGUGGUGCCGGCGGCGCCGCCGGUCCGCAGCCGCCCUACCACGAUCCGUACCACGACACCGCGGCCGCGGCUCGUAGGCCGCAGACCGGUCGCCCGCACAUCUACGCGGAGCGCUACAACGACGGGGAUGCGACGACGUCGUCGGACAAGGGCACGUGGGACUACGGCGCCGGCACUCGGUAUGCCAACAACUCCACGCGGAGCUUCUACCGCCCUUACUCGUCCAACUACUACGAUCCCAGCGCUACCGGAUUCACACGUGCAGAGGUGGCGCGCGCCGAGCUGGCGAUGCGACUCCACGUGCUGAGGCGCUUCGUGUGGAACUGCCUCAUCUACGGCAGUGCGCUGUAUCUCCUGUACGAGUACGCACCGCGUCGAGAGAGAGCGCCGUCAACGGCGUAUGAGGUGGACCUCGACGAGCAGGAAAAGGCGCGGCGGGAACGCGCGCUACGGCAAAUGCAGCCGCACCUGCAAGCCCACUGGAGCGACACCGCGAAGGCCCGUUAUUUAGAAGAGUGGAACAACCGUUUUCGUGAUCGUGAGGCCGCGUUGUCAAAUAAUCCCAGCGUGGUUUACAACGAGGUGGCCGCCGGCCCUCCAGGGAGUGCCGUCUCUGACCCGGUCGCUACAACGCACUUUGCUGGUCAACAAAACACUCUUUCGCCGCUCUCGUCGCCGAAGACCUACUGCGAUAUGGCCGAUGAGGACAUCGAAGCCAACUAG